This is a messenger RNA of Trichosurus vulpecula (common brushtail), 565 nucleotides long. RefSeq names its product solute carrier family 51 subunit beta (gene SLC51B). Gene Ontology annotation, molecular function: transmembrane transporter activity; protein heterodimerization activity. The record is from RefSeq and is a predicted model, not a curated record. Gene Ontology annotation, biological process: bile acid and bile salt transport. The coding region runs from base 16 to 429 and encodes 137 amino acids. The transcript is spliced from 3 exons. Lineage: Eukaryota; Metazoa; Chordata; Mammalia; Diprotodontia; Phalangeridae. Gene Ontology annotation, cellular component: plasma membrane.
CAGGAACAUAUCAACAUGGCCAGUGGUGAUGGACAGCUCAGGCCCCAGCCUGGGCCAGGCUUGUCGGAAAAAGAGCUGGAGCGAAUGUUGUGGUUUUACCGGACGGAGGAUGCAACACCAUGGAAUAUUGCUGUCCUCGUCCUUUCAUUUGCCACACUAGCCCUGAAUGUCUUCCUUCUAUGGAGAAAUAUUAUGUCAAGAAGAAAUCAGAAGAUGAAUUCCCAGGAUACACAAGCAGUAGAAACCAAAUCCUCUCUUGAGACUGUAACCAACAAGGAGGACUCUGUGUCACAGAAGGAUGAUAACGGCUUGUAUAUUUUAAAGGAAAAAUUGCUCUCCCCAAACCAAAAUCCAGAAAAGGAAAUUACUGAAUUGAAAGAAAUAGCCAGUAUAGUUAUUUCCCCAGAGUCACCAGAAGCUGAAAUCUAGUGAGAUUAUGGAGAGCUGAAAAAAUGAAAACCAGGGAAGUAUUUUAAACACCAGGUGCCUGCUUGGUGGGUUAAGUUAAAACCACGGAAGUUCUGCCAAAGACAUCACAAUAGUCAAAGACAUAAAGUAAACAGUA